AGUGUUUCAACAGACUUCGGCUAGGAGGCAGCUCAGCCAACAGGACUCUUUUCCAACUUUUCAGCUUCCGUUGUAUGAAUACCAACAAGUUAGUAGGUAGAAAAAUUCACAGUCUAGAAGUCCUUCCGAAGGCACUAGUUCAGAAAAUGGCCUUUCCUUCAGCGAUUUUCAGGUUCUUCAGCGGUCCUUUGCUCAUCUACCGACUGCAGCUUGGGCAGUUGGGUGUUAUUGCUUCGCGGCUGGAUUUUGAAAGCUGCAACGAGCCAACAUCAAGUAGGAGGAGGACACCUCCUCGAGAAGCGACUUCAUCUCCAGGACCAAGAGAUCAACAUGAAGCAGGAAAAGGUUCAUCUCGUGGGCGAUCACCAUCGUGGAAAAGAUGGCUUCUUUCCUCGACUACAUCCGAAGCUCCUCCUUCCGCGUCUCCCACUCCGGAUGUUGUUAGGAACUCGUCCACUCUCCUUGCUCUUGAUGGUGUUCUCCCAAGAACUCCUACUACGUCUGCCGCGACGGCCAGCACCUCUUCUUCUUCUGUCCUCUCGCCCACUUCUUCUUCUGUCCUCGGAAGGUUAGUCCGCUCGUCCUCGCCGAUCGCUACAAGAGUUUCCAGCAGUAUGCGACUGUUGUCUCCAAGUGUCCUCCGGGGGCGGCUCCGCGUACGCAGUUCCAGUGCCAGGUUGACGCCGCCGCCCGUGCCGGCUGGAGCGACGCUGACGCCAGUUCCUACGACACAUGCCGACGCCGGAACAGCAGGCGACAAUACAAGAACUCGUGCGAGGACCGCAAGUAGUCCAAGCACAACUUCGAGUCGUGGAGAAGUUGGAGGAACCACGACGAGCGCGAGCAGCGAAUUCUCAUCCCUAUUUGAUUCCAAAAACAGCAAGAGGAACAACCAAACGCCUUCCGGGAUCACUCCACAGUCAAAGGUCGCGGCCGCGUUUUUUUCCGACCGCGAAGGUGCAAAUGCAUCACCUUCCCCAUUUGAAAGACGCAGGCGCGGCGACGGAUCGCCUGCACUCGCAUUAUCAUCAGAGGAAAAAUAUGGUGACGCAAAGGUCUCAUCGCAGACUGCAUCUUCUAUUGCUGGAGAUCAUGAACAACAGGACACAUGCAAAGACAAGAAAACCAAAUUUCCCGAAACUCUUGCGUCACUUAGGCCAGUGGUAACGCAAGAAAUGAAACGCAUGUCCUGGUGCCAGCCAGAAACGUCGUCAGCAACUGCCGCAUCAUUUGCUUCGUCGAGCUCUUCUACUUCUUCAUAUCUUUGCUCAACAUCUUCUUCUGCAUCUGGCGUUCGAGCACCGAGAUCAGCAAAGCAAUUGUCUCCAACUCAAACUCCUAUGUCUACUUCAUCUUCAUCAAAAUGCUCGACGUCUACUGCGGCUGCUCCUUUAACAUCUUCUUCUGAAAGUUCCAGGGAACGUCGGCGACUUCUGCUAGAUGAAAUGCAGCGCGAGACACGGAAGUCAGGGCAAGGUGAAGCCAGUUUCCGGACCUUCGCUUGGGAGCUCCAAGCACUGAAACAGUCAGAAAAUGUAUGGAGCCAAAAUCUCUUAUCAUUCUCAAGGUACACGUACACUAACACUUCCUCAAGUAAGAGAGACGAAAGAUUCAAUUUUCUCAACCUCAACAACUUUCUUGAGCAGAAUAAAUUUAGACUGAAGACAUUAAUGAUAACGGAUUUUGGUUUCAGAAAAAACAGCAGGAAUAAACACUACUUCUGACGAGGCCUACUGCGCUUCUCCUGGUCCACGUGAUGCGCGUGCUAUGAGGCCUCUGCAACUUAGCGCACAAGAUGCAAAAAGGUUGGACUCCCUGCGCGCAGGUGACGGCACUGUUGUGGUCAAGAAGUCGAAACCGAUCAUGCUCGCACAGGGACAUCAACAACUCUUGCCGCCGUUGUCGAGUUCGGCACUGCAUGGUCUCGAAAUGCCGGAAACGGUCCUCAGAUCAGUACUCCCUAUGAUUAAAAAAGAUAAGACGCCACGUCCUCGUGGUCGCAGGUCGCGGCCCACGAGCGAUGUUGCAGUCGAAGAACCUGAGAACCACGAUGGAGACGAGCCUGCUCCUGCUACUGCUGCUACCGCCGUCAAUGGAUUCACAAUGGACCAUCACGAGAAAGACGGAGAAAAUGUGAUUGAGACUGAUCAUGUUGAAGCUGACUGUGAGGACCACGUGGACGUUGUCACGCAGCAGUUGGCGCAACUUCCGUUGCUACAGCAAGGGCUGCUCGCCGCUCAGUUGUCCGUUGCCCUGGGAACCGUGGAGAGUAAUGCACCAGCCAGAGCUGCAGGAGACACACAACAAGCAGAAGCACCGGUAGAAGAAGGAGAACUACUGCAAAAGGAGCAGGACAAUAUCAAUAAGGCUAGUACUGCGGGUAAACAUAAUAUGACCUCGUCACGUCGUGGUUUGGUCGUGCUUGGUGAUGGUUUGGACGCUACGAGCCGUGUAGGCCUUGCAGCGCGUCUACUUUCGUCUGUCGUACAAUUAAGGCUACCUCCCGUAAUCAAUCCCUGUAGGGAUCGAUGAUCCCGCAAGAACCGCAACCAUCUAUCCAAAUACUACCAGGGACGAGAGAUGCUUCUGCUGGGGCAGCUAAUUUUUGCGGGAUCUCCACAGGGAAGAUGAGUUUUAUUUUAUAUGAUAGGGAGACUUCAUCUAUUACUAUUUCUAACGCAAACCGAUCGUGGUGACGUAGUCGGUGGAGGAGAUCACUUUUCGCUUGAGACGCCGCACUCGAUUUCGGAAACUGGUCUGCUCUACGCGAAGAUCAGCAAAGGGGCUCUAACGACUAAGACGAGUAAUUUUUCUGCGACAUCAGCUGCACCUGCACCUGCUCCAAAUUUUUUGUCCUAUCAAGAAGCUAGUACUUCUUGUUCUUCUACUACCCCGACAUAUAAAAAUAGUCUUCAGCCUGGUUCUGCUAGUACCACAGCAGAUUGCACAGUAGAUGCAGCUGCCCUUGUAGAACAAGGAGCACGACGAGGACGACCCCAGGCUCUCCGCUUGGAGGCUGAGUCUCAGAAGACCCAACAAGCAGCGCUGCUGGCGAAGCUGCUUCAGGAACAGCUCGAAGCGCUCUCUCUAGAAGACCGCAACUGCUGCGCAAGAAGACAGAUAGCUGCCGAGUCUUACGAUAGCACGUCGUCGUCGCUCUGCCUAUCUCCUCGUUCUACCUGGGGCGGCGACGGCGCAGAAGCAGAGCCUACUAGUCCUUUAUUACAGGAGCGAUUGUCGGGAGCAGCUUCGCAGCAUUCUGAUCCGCGCGGUAGCUCGCGACCUCUUUCCGGUUCCGUUUCUGUCUUCAACUCUGAGGAAAGCAGGAAAGCUGCGACCACGUUGUUCUCCACCAACCACAUCCAACCAAUGUCCGCCUCAUCAGCUGAACCGAUCCAAAACCAGCUGGACCAUCCACCUGGUCCGGUUGUACAAGUUAAGGCCUACCAUAAUUCAUCUGUCGAAGCAUCGAUCUUUGGCCCCUUCUUUUUAAGGGAAAAGUUAGUACGCCAAAGAUGCUUUUCAAGGUGAAUAAAAGUAAGGUCUAAAAACCUUGGUAUUGCGCAGCAAGAACUCGUGGCCUCGUCUCAUGCAGCCUGGACACUCCUACGAAAAGUGGUGCGCGGCGCUCAACUACGACAGCGUCCUCCUCCUGACGUCGCGGCCGCUGCAUCAUCUACAGUAGCAGAAAGAUUAUGGCUUCCACUAGUCGAUCUCGAUCCAUCUCCGGAAGAAGCAUCUUUGGAAUAGGGUCUAAGGAAUAUUAAACAACGUCAACGGAUCUGAACGUUGACACUGACGUUGCUUUUUCCAUCUAAGCAACCAUCUUCAUCUUUGGAACCUUGUUGCAUAACUGAGGGGAAAACGGCUUCACCACAUUCCAAAGCUUGAGUCUCGAGAUGGACUGGGGUCCUGAGCUCUAAAGAGAGAAGAACAGGAAGAGGACUCGUGUCAUGUGGAUGCGCCAGAUGAUGACGAAAAGAAAAAAGAAGCCACUACUUCAAAGUAGUUGUAGCCGCGAAGGAGAGCCCGGUAGGGCCCAGUAGUGGCGGAUAGGAGCCUAAGUAGAAUCCCUCCUGCGGUAGUCCAUGAGUCGACGAGGAGAAAAUUUUUGAUAUUUAUAUAUAAUUUUCUUGAACUCUCUCAUGUAAUUCUAAGUUUGUCGUGAUGAAGAUGGCAAACGGAAAAUAGUGAGGAUCAAAAUGAUCGAGGUGGCCGUGGCGUAGGACUACUUAGAAGACAAUCAAACAAAAAAAAUAUUUUUCCUACUGCUCACACAUACCAUCCAGGCUCGUGCCUUUGUUUUUCUCGCACUCAUGCAGGUUCAUAUCGUUGUCUGCUAACUAAUGUCUACGUUUCUCUAUCUGUCUAACCGGUGUUUACUUAACUGAUUAACAUAGUACGAUCUAAGAGUCCCUGCAACAGUAGGCUGCCUAUUUUUGAUCGAAAUCUAGUCUCUGCAACUUUUUUUUGUGAGAAUUAAUUUUUUUGCCGAAUUGCAAUUUUUGGGUGAAAGUCGUCCCGACGUGAUCAUAUCGGAUAAUAUUUCCAAAACCAAGGUAGUGCGAGUGCAUCACAAGAAGCACUAGGCUGUUGUCUCCGAAGACCUAUUUUCCAUAUAGUCCUCGAAGCCUUUCACUUUGGCAUCUCUGAAGAUGAAGGAAUCCAAAGCCCGCGGCUAUCUCUUCUUCAUCCAAAAACUGCAACAAUAAACUUCUGAGGAAAGGACGUUAUACCCCUAGAAUGGGUACAUGUACAUGAAUCAAUCAAAUCAAGUAAGUAGCUGUGCAGCAGGCUGAACAAUCAUGAAUAAAUAUAGCACUAGACCACGCAAGUAGAUGCGCUUGUUCUCUUCUUGGCGCUUAAUAUCAUCCCACUCCUUGUAGAUUGGAGAUGUAGGGUGUGCGUGUGGCCUUCAGCUGUUCUUCUUGAUUUAAGUUCUCAGUGUUUAUUGACUACUAACUUGUCCUUGGCCAG
Messenger RNA from Amoebophrya sp. A25, 4977 nucleotides. Lineage: Eukaryota; Dinophyceae; Syndiniales; Amoebophryaceae. The record is from the annotation of a GenBank genome assembly.